Molecule: messenger RNA, 924 nt
Organism: Penicillium soppii
Lineage: Eukaryota; Fungi; Ascomycota; Eurotiomycetes; Eurotiales; Aspergillaceae
Exons: 2
Coding region: 1-924 (307 amino acids)
Molecular function (GO): lyase activity
Source: RefSeq, a predicted model, not a curated record
AUGGCCUUCGCACCACGCUCAAAGGGACCGACCACCCAAGUCAAAUUCGGAGAUCAGAAGGUCGACGUACUCAAAGGCGGUUACUAUGACCGUUACCGCAUGAACCCAAACCUGGAGGAGGUAUCUCGCGACCCCGCCAUUGGACUCGGAAUUGACUUCUUUCGGAAGAUACCCAAGAAGCUAGUCGAUUCGAGGGUCGGUCAGGUAUACGCACCCAAUUUCUAUUAUCGCACCAGGAGCGUCCAACUGCUGUUCCUCGCGCCCCUCAAUUCCUUGAAGUCUAAGCUUCCAGCACCCUUGGAGCCUAUCAUGGCGCUGCCCGGUUACGGUUUAGUCGCGUUAACAUUUUACUCGUACCUCGUCUGUGACAAUGAUCCUUACAACGAGGUCUCGAUCGCCAUCAUCGUCCGUCAGCCGGGCAAAGAUAGUUACAGCAUCACCCAACUACUCACCUCCAUAUGGAACCAAACUUUCUACGGAUAUGUGCUGGCUCUACCUGUCGAUACCGAGAUCGCUCGAGUACGAGGUGUAUACGGAUACCAAUUGCCUAAAUGGCUCGCCAAAAUCAAUCUGGAAAUGGACGCUCACAACAUUAAGGCCGAGGUCACCGCGACCGAUGGGACACACGAUUUGGCACUGGACGUACCCCUUCCAGCUUUGAAGACCAUCCCGUCGGAAUCUUCAAUCGGAACCAACAACGCUAUCAACAAAAUCGACGACAAAUGGCACCAGGUGGCAGUGCAAACAAAUCCACUCUUGGCGGCGCAAUGCAUUUUCCCUAGGAACGUCAUUCUCUCUCAGGGUGAAGGGCCAUUGAGUAAACUCCUGGGUGAAUUGGGCAUUUCCAUCAUUCUACGGAUGGAUGUCCUCAAGGAUGCGCAGAUGGUGUUGAACAUGCCCACACCCUUGAAGGCGUUCGAUUAA